CCGGAGCAGCCGCCACCAAUGGGGUGGUGUGCUGCGAGAGAGGGCGCGCGGCGGGCAGUUGCCGUAACCGUCGACAGUUGACGCCUCCUUCAGACGGGGUUGGAAGCAGAACGCGUGACUUGUGACCGUGAAACUCGUCGUCUUCGCGAGGCGCUAUGCGUGAGUGUAUCUCCAUCCAUGUUGGACAGGCUGGUGUUCAGAUUGGUAAUGCUUGUUGGGAACUUUAUUGUCUUGAACAUGGAAUCCAACCUGAUGGUCAGAUGCCAAGUGAUAAAACUAUAGGAGGUGGAGAUGAUUCCUUCAACACUUUUUUUAGUGAAACUGGAGCUGGCAAACAUGUGCCUAGAGCUGUCUUUGUGGAUCUUGAGCCAACUGUUGUUGAUGAAGUGCGUACAGGCACUUACAGGCAGUUAUUUCAUCCUGAGCAACUUAUUACUGGGAAAGAAGAUGCAGCUAACAAUUAUGCCAGAGGCCAUUAUACCAUUGGAAAAGAGAUCGUUGAUCUAGUGCUGGAUCGCAUUCGCAAGUUGGCUGAUCUCUGCACAGGUCUUCAGGGUUUCCUCAUUUUCCAUAGCUUUGGAGGAGGCACUGGCUCUGGAUUUGCAUCUCUGCUCAUGGAAAGACUCUCAGUUGACUAUGGCAAAAAGUCCAAAUUGGAGUUUGCAAUUUACCCAGCUCCACAAGUAUCUACUGCUGUAGUGGAGCCUUACAAUUCCAUCCUUACCACACACACAACAUUGGAGCAUUCUGACUGUGCCUUCAUGGUAGAUAAUGAAGCCAUUUACGAUAUAUGUCGCCGUAAUCUUGACAUUGAGCGUCCUACUUACACCAACCUAAAUCGUCUCAUUGGUCAGAUUGUUUCAUCCAUCACAGCUUCACUCCGUUUUGAUGGUGCUCUGAAUGUAGAUCUGACAGAAUUUCAAACCAAUCUGGUCCCAUACCCACGAAUCCAUUUCCCUCUGGCAACAUAUGCACCUGUUAUUUCAGCUGAAAAGGCAUACCAUGAGCAAUUGUCUGUGGCUGAAAUUACUAAUGCCUGUUUUGAACCAGCAAAUCAGAUGGUAAAGUGUGACCCUCGCCAUGGCAAAUACAUGGCCUGUUGUAUGCUAUAUAGAGGCGAUGUUGUCCCCAAAGAUGUCAAUGCAGCUAUUGCAACUAUCAAGACAAAGCGUACCAUUCAGUUUGUGGAUUGGUGUCCAACUGGAUUCAAGGUGGGCAUUAAUUACCAACCACCCACAGUAGUGCCAGGAGGGGAUUUGGCCAAGGUGCAGCGUGCUGUGUGUAUGCUGAGUAACACAACUGCAAUUGCAGAAGCUUGGGCUCGUCUUGACCAUAAAUUUGAUCUGAUGUAUGCUAAGCGAGCUUUUGUGCAUUGGUAUGUUGGUGAAGGUAUGGAAGAAGGAGAAUUUUCUGAAGCCCGAGAGGAUCUAGCUGCCCUUGAGAAAGAUUAUGAAGAAGUGGGUGUUGAUUCUGUGGAAGCAGAGGCUGAAGAAGGAGAAGAAUAUUGAAAAAACAAGUAAUGUCAGGUGGUAAAACAUUGAAAAAUACUGUCAUACUUCAGUUCACUUGUUCAGUUUCAAAUAAACAUUAAAAUGUUCUACCAGCAGUUUGGUUUUCAUAAUUGUUUAAAAUAUCUUACAAAAUCUUGCUUAGAAUAAAUAGUUGCAAACAAUCUAUUUUGAGAAAAGCAUAAAACAUAAUUUUGUGAAAUGCUAUAUGCUCCUUUGGAUUUGCUGGAAAAAAAUUUGACCCUCUCUUCUUCCUUUCCCUCCUUCCACAAAAGUCUUUUGAAAACCAAUGGAACAUUUAUAGUUAAGGAAGUCACAUUACUAUAUUUCUUGGUGUUAACUGUUAGCAGGCGUGUCUUUAAAUGACAAAUACACUAGGACAUAUUUGUUCCAUUGUGUGCUUGGAGCUUUGGGCAAGUAUAAUUUCAAUAAAUGUGCCCAUUUAUAGUUAACUAAAUCUGAAUGAGUAAAAUAAACCUCCCAUUAUUUCUGAAAAAUCUUGUGUUCAUCCUCAUCAUUGGUUGAUCUUACAAAAGCUGUUAUGGCUUUACUCUUAUUGAGGACACUUUUGGAACAUACUAGAAAAAUACCAUGAGCAUAAUUUAUUCUAUUUGAGGGGGGAAAUGGAACACUUAAAGCUAUAAAAACUGAAGAUUGACUUUGUCCAUGUCAAUUUUAAAAUAAGUUAAUCAUAAAAAUAAGAAAUAAAGGAUUUAGGAAGGGAACAUAAACUUAUCAUUUCAGCCAGUCAGGAUUAUUUUACAAAGAAAUGGGUGCCUGUCUCAGGCCCAGGAUUCAUGUAGUAGUGAUCAUGAUUGGUGGCAAUAGCAAUCUUGGGUCUAUAGUUCAAGCAAGUUAAAAGAAAAUAUUUACAUUAGUUUACCUGUGGAUUUGUGUAGGGACAUAGUGAAAUCCUCCAUGUCUAACAGUAGUAUCAAUAGAACAACUUUGACAUCCAUAUCUUGUUUAGUGGCUUUCAGUAACAAAAACUAAUGCCUUCAUAUCUUUUACAGAUUUGUGAACCCAAAGAUUUGAAUUAAUAAAAUGUUUAAUUGAAAAUC
Hemicordylus capensis (graceful crag lizard) is the source of this 2569-nucleotide messenger RNA. Its product is annotated as tubulin alpha-3 chain. The record is from RefSeq and is a predicted model, not a curated record. The coding region runs from base 156 to 1508 and encodes 450 amino acids. Gene Ontology annotation, biological process: mitotic cell cycle; microtubule cytoskeleton organization. Lineage: Eukaryota; Metazoa; Chordata; Lepidosauria; Squamata; Cordylidae. The transcript is spliced from 5 exons. Gene Ontology annotation, molecular function: GTP binding; structural constituent of cytoskeleton. Gene Ontology annotation, cellular component: cytoplasm; microtubule.